AGCCCAGCGCCGGUGAGAUGGACAGUACCUUACCAGCAGUAGCAGAAGAGCUUCUGAAAGAGAUCAAAAAGGCUUUUCAGGAGACCUCACAUGUCCCUGAUGAGCUGCUGCUGGGGCUGAAGUUCAUAUUUGGCCCAUCUGCUGUCCCAGCUUUGGAUUUGGUGGAUCAACGUUCCGUCACCCGAGUCACGUCGCCCAGUGGAAGGACACUGUACCAGGUCCUUGGGAGCUCAGGCAAACUCUACACCUGCUACAGCUCCUGCCACUUCUGCACUUGUCCUGCUUUUGGGUUUUCUGUGUUGCAGAAGAGUGAGAGCCUUUUGUGUAAACACAUCCUUGCUGUCUACCUCAGUCAGGCCAUGGGAGCCUGCCAGGAACUGAGUGUCUCUGAGGAGCAGCUCACAAGCAUCUUACUGGCUGAGGAAGAGGAUGAAGGAUGAAGGAUUUGGAUCACAUGAAGAUGUGCUUUCUGUGUCUUCUCCUGGACAUGUCACUGGCAUUUUUCAGAUCUACAAGUCUGUCAUUGUGGCUGGUAAGUUCCUUCCUGUGCUGCAACCAAGUGUGACAUUAAUGAGCAGCCUUACACUGAUACGUUAAUUAAUAAAUGUUAAGAAGCCUGUGUUGA
Messenger RNA from Acanthisitta chloris (rifleman), 625 nucleotides. It is a transcript of the gene ZSWIM7, whose product is annotated as zinc finger, SWIM-type containing 7. The record is from RefSeq and is a predicted model, not a curated record. Gene Ontology annotation, molecular function: zinc ion binding. The transcript is spliced from 5 exons. NCBI's taxonomy places the organism in Eukaryota, Metazoa, Chordata, Aves, Passeriformes, Acanthisittidae. Gene Ontology annotation, biological process: double-strand break repair via homologous recombination. The coding region runs from base 18 to 440 and encodes 140 amino acids. Gene Ontology annotation, cellular component: Shu complex.